Molecule: messenger RNA, 942 nt
Organism: Castor canadensis (American beaver)
Lineage: Eukaryota; Metazoa; Chordata; Mammalia; Rodentia; Castoridae
Source: RefSeq, a predicted model, not a curated record
AUGGAGCAGCACAAUCUCACAGUGGUGAGUGAAUUCAUUCUGAUGGGCAUCACAGAUCGUCCUGAGCUUCAGGCUCCAUUAUUUGGGCUGUUCCUCAUCAUCUACAUAAGCUCAACAGUGGGCAACUUGGGCAUGAUUUUCCUCAGUAAGGUGGAUGACAGGCUGCAGACUCCAAUGUACUUUUUUCUCAGACAUCUGGCUUUCACAGAUCUUGGUUAUUCUACAGCUGUGGGGCCAAAAAUGUUGGUAAAUUUUUUUGUAGAUCAAAACACAAUCUCCUAUCAUUUUUGUGCUACCCAGCUAGCUUUCUUCCUUCUGCUAAUUGGAAGUGAACUAUUUAUUCUUUCUGCGAUGUCCUAUGACCGCUAUGUGGCCAUCUGUAACCCACUACUCUACACAGUCAUCAUGUCACAAAAAGUAUGUUGGGUACUGGUGGCAAUUCCCUAUCUCUACUGCACAUUUAUGUCUCUUCUAGUCACCAUAAAGAUUUUUACUUUGUCCUUCUGUGGCUACAAUGUCAUCAAUCAUUUCUUCUGUGACUGUACCCCCUUGUUAUCUUUGCUUUGCUCAGAUACACAUGAAAUUGAAUUGAUAAUUAUGAUGUUUGCAGCUUUUGAUUUGAUUUCUUCUCUUCUGUUCAUCCUUGUUUCCUACCUGCUAAUCCUCAUAGCUAUCCUCAGGAUGAACUCUGCAGAAGGCAGACGUAAGGCUUUCUCUACCUGUGGAUCCCACUUAACAGUGGUCAUCAUAUUUUAUGGGACCUUGAUGUUUAUGUAUGUGCAACCCAAAUCUAGCCAUUCCAUUGAUACUGAUAAAUUGUCAUCCAUAUUUUAUACCUUGAUUAUUCCAAUGUUGAAUCCUAUGAUUUAUAGUCUGAGGAACAAAGAUGUAAAAUAUGCAAUACAAAGGACAUGGAAAAAAGUAGGCAAUGUCUUCUCUUAA